CAAAUGCAAGAGGCUAAAGAAACGCUUUAGUUUGACCCUGUCCAGCGCCUGUACCUGUAGUCUCGCAACUACAAGUUCCAACCUAUAACGGCUCGUGUAACAUCACAAGUCCCGCGCACAUUACCCUUCCCUCUGCCUAGAGCGGCCUGUCAUUACGCUUUCCUCGAAGGCUGCAGCUUAUUGGUUCCCCUAAACAGUCCCUCCUUGAGUAGAUAGCUAAGAUGGCGGCGAGUGUUUUUGUGCUGUGAGCCGAGUCGUUCGGAACCACAGAGCGGUGCAACUGUAUUUGUUUUUGCUUUAUCGCUUCAGGGUCUGACAUGUGGCCUCGCUGAGGAAGACGUGGUGGUUUAGCCCAGUCCGAAGCCCUGCAGGUACUGAAGAGCGGCUACACGCGUACAGAGAGAAGGAGGCCUUAGCCGGACAGAUAAUUUUGAGCAACAUGAAGAACAACAGAUUUAUGUUGGCUGGGAGUGACAAGCAGCAUAAAGAUGAUGAUGAUGAUGAUGCAAGAGAAGAUUCCACCUGGUCUAGUCUUGUAGCAUGUUUCACAAAAGAGCAGUGUCCAAUAUGUUUGAAUUUUAUGAGAAAAGAUGUUGCAUUUCCUGAAAACUGCUACCAUGCAUUCUGUUUCACCUGUAUCUUAAAGUGGUCUGAAACUUCCACUUCAUGCCCUGUUGACCGCAAACCAUUUCAAGCUGUUAUGAAAAUAGAUAAAGUUGUUGGAUGUACUAAGAUCCCGGUCAAGAUGAGGAUAACUACAAAAUCCAUAGAAAGAUACUGCUGUGACAGGAAACCGUGCUGUUCUAUUGGUAAUGCAAAUGGCAAAAUAUAUUUCAGAACUGAUGCAGCCAAAGAAAUUCCACUGCAUAAUUGUAAGGACAGCACUUGUGAGAAAAAGCGGUGCAUCAGUAAAGAGAAAACUGACCUGAAAUUGAAGAUCAAAAGAUUAAGCUGGUCCAGUGCUUGUUGCUCUGUUGGCAAUCCAGACAUAUAUUCUCCUGCUAACCCUUCUGGUACACCUAACCAUGUUAGUAGUGGUUCAUAUGUGCCACAAGAUUCUGAAAUCAAUUUGAUUCAAAUGAAGAGAGAUGAGCUAAGAUUCUUCAGGACACCAGCUGUGGCUCGUCAAACCCAAUGCAAUACACCUCUUUGUACUGAAAUGGAAACACUGAUACUUCCACUGCCUUCCUUUACAUUUUUUGACCAUAUCUUCCCAUUAAAUCACUUUUCGUCCAGAAAUCAAGAUUUCUCAAAAAGAACGUGUGCUCAUUCAGGGACACAAGAAGGCACUGAAAAGAAGCGGGUAGCUGGUGCUUCUAGUACUAGAGGAAAGAGGAAGAAGCCUGUUCAGUCAAGCACAAGGAGAAGGUCUACACGAAAUAGCAAAACUGAGGAUGCCAGUCAACUUCAGAGUUCCCCUAAAUCUAGCAAUUCAGAUCACGGUGCUACUGGUUGCAACAGCUCCUCCACUAAUGCAGAGUCAUCAGAAAAUGUAGUGAAGUCCCCACCCAAACAAAGGAAAAGGCCAAAGAAAAGAUCACUGGUUAGAAAGAGACUUAGAUCCAACACACAUACACAGGGAGAAUCUGAUGAAAGUAAGGAGAAUUCAGGAAGUGAAUCAGAACAAAGUAAUCAAAAGUCAAAGAUAUCAAGAGAAAGCUCUUCAGAAAUGGGACACACUGAUACAGAUACCUCUGCUGAUCAUGUUGCUGAAACGUGUGAGCAUCACAUGGAUGAACAGUCUUCAGAUAUACCAGUUUCUGAUACAGGCAAACAGUUUGAAGAACAAAGUUACGUUCUCUCUCCUCAAAUAGAAUCCUCUGAUAAAAUUCAAUAUUCACCUGACUUCCAAAAUGAGGACAGUUUUGAUAAAGACAUUGCAUCUCCUGGGUUAAAUAAUGGACAACAUUUGGGUGCUGAACCAGACUCCCCACCUUCUACAGAGCAAAUUGUAUUAUCACAAUCUGCUACUUCUGAAAAACAACUAGAUGCUGCAAGGGACACUGUUUUUUGUUCUGAAUGGCUACAUUUGGAGGAAACCAAUUAUCCUAGCACUGCAGAAACAGAGAAGUCACAGAAUUCACAGAGUAUACAUUUUUCAUCAGAACAAUCUGAUGGGCAGGAUCUGGAGCAUAAAUUACAUGCUGCAUCUUCCUCUGCUUUUGAUACUUUUCUAGAAUCUGAAAAUGCAAAAGUUUUACCAGUCAUGUCACCAGAAAAACUCCAUGCACCUGAGGAAAAUGACUCCACUGUUUAUGUAGAAGAUAAAUUGCAAUGUGAUAAACAGGAUUCUGAUAGAACUCAAUUAUCAGUCAGUGAAAGCCAUUCCAUAGAAAUCAACCCCGGUGAUUUCCCUAUUCCACAUAAUGGACAUAACUCUCCCCCUUCAUUAGAAAGCACUGUUGUAUCACAGACAGAUCAGGAAUCUCUAUAUUGUCCUGCCUCAGAAAAACAGGAACAGUCUCAAGUUGGUAGCUUUGCAGAUAUUAUGUCAAAGGAAACUCAUUUAGAAGCAACUUGUGAAUCUCCUGUUUCUGAAAUUCAAAGUUGCAGUGAAUCUUUGCUUCUGGAUAAGUUAACAACAGAACCAGGAGAUGACACAGCAAGUGGCUUUUCAGAACAUAAAGAAUGUUUCAGGGAAGAAACUAGUACAGCAAAUUUACCACAAGAACAUAAAGACAAACCUUACUUUGAGUCUAUAAACAUAACUGAGCUUCCCGAACAAGCAAAUUCUGCCUUUGCACAAAUGCAUGUCAAAGGGGAUGAUUGUGAAAAGCAAGAAAAUGCCGACAUUGAAAAUGGUAACACAACGCAUGUAAAUUUUGGAAGCACUAUAAACACAGGCACUGAUUUAGAAGCUCACAAAUUACACUUGCGUGUUAAUGACAGUGGUGAUAAUUCCAAUCUUAAUCUUGAGGAAGGAAAUAUUUGUAGAGAUGAUAAAUCUGCUUGUGAUUUUGUUAGUAGUGAUCAAAAACAAUGUGAAAUUGACAGUAUGCACAAAGUUAUGGACAAGGAAAUUCUAAAAUCUGAAUCUGAUUCUCAGGUGUCCGAAAAGGAAGAUAAAAGUAAUGUUCAAAAAACAGAAUCAAUUGAAGUUAAUGAAAAACUUAAAAAAGAAUCUCGUACAAGAAAAUCUAGGUUUCACUCUCCAUCAACCACAUGGUCUCCUAAUAAAACUGAUAUUAAAGAUAGACCAAGAUCUCGUUCAAGAUCUAAAGUAAGGGACUCUCCAGCUAAAAGGAGGUCUAGAACCCGCAGUAGGGACAGAGAGCGAGGGGGACAGUGGAAAGGGCGAAGUAGAGACCGUAGACAUAGGAGACAGUCUAGGUCCAGAUCUAAAAGUCGAUCUCGCUCACGAUCUGGAUCUCGCCCCCAAAAUAGAAGCAGAUUUUCUGCACCUGAUCGAAACAGUGAUAACCAUUCACCACACUGGAAAGACAGACGGUCACAUGAAAACUGGAGAGGUUCUAGAGGACAUGAAAGGUACAAAAGAAGUGAUAAUGAAAAACCUAACGAGCAUCUACGGCGAAAUGAGCAGUAUAAGUCAAAUGAAUAUUCAAGACGGAAUGAGCAAGCAAAGUAUAACGAGCACGUGCAUCAAAGCGAGACAGAAAAACGGUGGAAUGAAGCAGAAAAGCACAGUGAUCAUUUUCGGAGAAAUGAGUCAGAGAAGACGACUUCCAAUCUUCAGCUCAAUGAAUUAGAGCAAAAUAAUGACAAUUUUCCCAAAAAUGAGGCAAAUGUCCCCACUGACCAUUCUCCACUAAAAGACUCUGAAAAGGCCACCAAACAUUUAAUGCACAAUGAACCACAAAACAUGAACAGUGAACAUAUCCUACAGAAUAAGCCAGAGAAUCUUUGGCAGGAUGAAUCUGAUAGGCCAUCUAUCCCUUUACAACAGAAUGAGUCUGAGAAACCCAAUGGCUGUUUCCAGCAGGAGCCUAAAUAUCACAGCAAUUCAUGGCAAACAGAGCCUGAGCAACAUAGUGAAUCUGUCCAGUGCAAUGAAUCAGAAAAGGCAAAUGUAUUUCACCACAGUGAGCCAGAAAAGUCUGGAAAUCAUUUCCAGAGGAGUGAACCUGAAAGGAGGAAUGAGCAUGAAAAGUCUAGUGAUCAUUUUCAGUGGAAUGAACCUGAGAAGAAUCGCAGUUAUUCCUGGAGGAAUGAGCUUGAGAAGCCAGACAACUCUUGCUGGCCAAAUGAGCCAGAUGUACCAAAUGAACAAUUUAGAAAUGAAAAACAUAAUACCAACAGAGAGCGAUCUGAGCAAUAUCCUGGAAAUAAAAAUCAUUAUCCAGAUUGGAUGGCAGAAAAUAAUAAAUCCACUGAAAAAAGAGGAAGAGGAGCAAAUCGAUCUAGAGGCUAUACAAGGGGAUCGUCCUGGUCCGAUAACCAGUACCAUUCAGGUGAUUCAUGGAAUAGAAAUAUGAAUUCCGAAUGGAGGGCACCUAGAGGGCGUGGAGGUCGUGGUCGCGGUGGGUUCCGUGGUGGAUUAAACUUUGGUGACCAAAACGAAAAUCGUUGGAACUCUAGACAGCCUUUCUCAGGAAAUUCUCAAGAUUUUGGGCCUGAGCCCUCUGGAUUUACGGACAAUAGAAAUUUUAGGCCAAAAUAUGAACAAGAACCACCCAACGCACCUGCAGACCGCUCUGGAUGGUCAUCUGCAUCAAGCUGGGCUGUAAGGAAAACAUUACCAGCUGAUGUUCAGAGUUAUUAUUCAAAGAGGGGGAAAAACAAUGCAGGCACACAGCCAGGGUGGUCAAGACAGGAAGUGUCUCAGGAUCAAGAUCAAACCAUUAAAGAUCCAGCAAGUCAGCAAGCUGAACCAUCCCAAGUCCCUGUGAAUAUCGUACAGCCUCAAGUGAAUGUAGUGCAGCAACAAAUGAAUCCACCUCCUCAGCAGCCUAUGAAUAUAUUUCCAUAUCCUGUGGCCGUCCAUCCUCCCAUAGUAAACAUCCAACACAAUCCAUUUAAUAUUCCUCCACAGCUACCCAUGCAUCUGCACCCAGGGCUGCCUAUAGUUCAAGUGACUGCUCCUACCACAGUUCCUCAGGGACUGCCUCCUCCUCCACCACCUCCACCACCAACACAACAAAUAAACUAUAUAGCUUCACAGCAAGAUGGAAAACACUUGCAGGUCAAUCCCAGUGCUUCUCAUGUAAGUAGUAACCUGAGUGCACAGCUCUUGCCUGCUCCAACAGCACCCCAGGGAAUUGCUGGAACUAUCCUGGGACCAAAUUCAGGUAGUGUUGCAACCUUAAGUCAUCCAGUUAAAUUCUCUGCAAGAAAAGAAAGCAUAUCAGUGGAAGCAACCGCAGAUAGCUGCAAGAAGGGAAAGAGAUUUCAAAUACAAGAGAGAGCAGCACAGGAAGUCAAAAUAGCCAUUAAACCAUACUUUCAAAAUAAAGAUAUAACAAAAGAGGAAUACAAGGAAAUUGUAAAGAAAGCAGUUGAUAAGGUUUGCCACAGUAAGAGCGGAGAAGUGGAUUCGUCUAAAGUUGCGAAUCUUAUAAAGGCUUACGUAGACAAGUACAAACAUUCUAGGAAAAAAGGGGACUGAUGAAACACUUUAAAGCGGAUCAUCCUUCAAUCAUGAGUCAAAUGUUGGAUAUAAUUGUGAAAGUGCAAUUUCUGUGUCUCGGAAUAGUUCGCUGCCAUCAUUGGAAUCAGGUUUUGAUAAAAUAAAUUUUCAGUGUAGAAAUGUUUGAUUACAUUUAGAGAUGGUUCCCUUCAUCCCCCCCCCCCAAACCACCAAUGCAUUUUGUUUUUACUAGCAAAGAUAUUAUGGUUUAAUAAUGAUGUACAGCAUUUUGACUUGAUUCUGUGUGUAAAAUUAGAGAUGUCUGGAUACUUGGUUCUCAACCAGGUACAGUAUGUACAAUACAUGUAAUCUGGGUAAACUUUCUGAUCACAGGGCUCACCUUGAUUGUGUUUUCCUCUUAUUGUAGUGAAUUGUUUUUCUGGACUCAUUUUGAGCUUAACUGGACACACUUUCAGUGUACAUGAUGUAUUAAAUUGUCUGAAUCUUGAUAGAGAAUCUGUUUAGAAAAUAAACUUUCAGAAUAACAGUAUGCUACAGCAAAGCUGUGUCCAAUAAAUAUAUAUAUAUAUAUUUUUUUAACAUGGGCACCACCUAUGGCAACACCAAAUAAAUACUAUGCUGCUU
Messenger RNA from Xenopus laevis (African clawed frog), 6169 nucleotides. RefSeq names its product SR-related CTD-associated factor 11 L homeolog (gene scaf11.L). Gene Ontology annotation, molecular function: RNA binding. NCBI's taxonomy places the organism in Eukaryota, Metazoa, Chordata, Amphibia, Anura, Pipidae. Gene Ontology annotation, biological process: spliceosomal complex assembly. Bases 440 to 5563 code for a protein of 1707 amino acids. The record is from RefSeq and is a predicted model, not a curated record. The transcript has 15 exons.